This is a messenger RNA of Perognathus longimembris pacificus (Pacific pocket mouse), 2375 nucleotides long. It is a transcript of the gene Znf703, whose product is annotated as zinc finger protein 703. The transcript is spliced from 2 exons. Gene Ontology annotation, biological process: negative regulation of DNA-templated transcription. The record is from RefSeq and is a predicted model, not a curated record. Gene Ontology annotation, cellular component: nucleus. Lineage: Eukaryota; Metazoa; Chordata; Mammalia; Rodentia; Heteromyidae. Bases 195 to 1979 code for a protein of 594 amino acids.
GGCGGCGCGGCGGCGGCGGCGGCGGUGGCGGCGGCGGCGGCGGCGGCGGCGGCGGUGGAGGAGGGGAGGCGGCGCGGAGGCGCAGCGACUGCCGCGCGGCCACCGACGCUGCGGAGCGAGCCUACCCGCCCCGGAGCUCGCCUCCCGGCGCUCGCCCUCCCUCCCCGCCCCCCCAGCGGCGCUGCCUCCUCCAAAUGAGCGAUUCGCCCGCUGGAUCUAACCCAAGGACACCCGAGAGCAACGGCAGCAGCGGCAGCGGCAGCGGCGGCGGCGGCAAGAGGCCGGCGGGGCCGGCGGCCGUGUCCCUCUUGCCCCCGGCGGACCCUCUGCGCCAGGCGAACCGGCUCCCGAUCCGGGUCCUGAAGAUGCUGAGCGCUCACACCGGCCACCUCCUGCACCCGGAGUACCUGCAGCCGCUGUCCUCCACGCCCGUCAGCCCGAUCGAGCUGGACGCCAAGAAGAGCCCCUUGGCGCUGCUAGCCCAGACCUGCUCGCAGAUCGGCAAGCCCGACCCGCCGCCCUCGUCCAAGCUCAACUCGGUGGCCGCGGCAGCCAACGGGCUGGGGGCGGACAAGGACCCCGGGCGCCCGGCCCCGGGCGCGGCCUCGGCGUCGGCGGCGCUCAAGCAGCUGGGGGACGUCCCGGCCGAGGACAAGUCCAGCUUCAAGCCCUACUCCAAGGGCGCCGCCGGGGGCGGCGACUCCCGCAAAGACAGCGGCUCCUCCUCGGUGUCCUCCACCUCCUCGUCGUCCUCCGCGUCCCCGGGAGACAAGGCGGGCUUCCGGGUGCCCAGCGCCUCCUGCCCUCCCUUCCCCCCGCAUGGAGCGCCCGCCUCCGCCUCGUCGUCCUCGUCCUCGCCCGGCGGUUCCCGCGGCGCUUCCCCGCACCACUUGGACUGCAAGAACGGCGGCGGCGGCGGGGAGCUGGACAAGAAAGACCCGGAGCCCAAGCCCAGCCCGGAGCCGGCGGCCGGGAGCCGCGGCGGCGGCGGGGAGCCCGGCGCCCACGGCGGCGGCGCCGAGCCCGGGGGCUCCGGACGCAAGUCGGAGCCGCCCUCGGCCCUGGUGGGGGCCGGCCACGUGGCCCCCGUGUCGCCCUACAAGCCCGGCCACUCCGUGUUCCCUCUGCCGCCCUCCAGCAUCGGCUACCACGGCUCCAUCGUGGGCGCCUACGCCGGCUACCCGUCGCAGUUCGUGCCUGGCUUGGAUCCUAGCAAGUCUGGGCUGGUGGGAGGCCAGCUGUCGGGGGGCCUGGGGCUGCCGCCGGGCAAGCCUCCCAGCUCCAGCCCGCUCACCGGGGCCUCGCCGCCCUCCUUCCUGCAGGGAUUAUGCCGCGACCCCUACUGCCUGGGCGGCUACCACAGCGCCUCGCACCUGGGCGGCUCCAGCUGCUCCACCUGCAGCGCCCACGACCCCGCCGGGCCCAGCCUGAAGGCCGGGGGGUACCCGCUGGUGUACCCCGGGCACCCGCUGCAGCCCGCCGCGCUCUCGUCGAGCGCCGCGCAGGCCGCGCUCCCGGGCCACCCGCUCUACACCUACGGCUUCAUGCUGCAGAACGAACCGCUGCCGCACAGCUGCAACUGGGUGGCGGCCAGCGGGCCGUGCGACAAGCGCUUCGCCACCUCGGAGGAGCUGCUCAGCCACCUGCGGACUCACACGGCCCUGCCGGGCGCCGAGAAACUGCUGGCCGCCUACCCCGGGGCCUCGGGCCUGGGCAGCGCCGCCGCCGCCGCGGCCGCCGCCGCCGCCUCCUGCCACCUGCACCUCCCGCCCGCCGCCCCCGGCAGCCCCGGCGCGCUGUCGCUGCGGAGUCCACACACUUUGGGGCUGAGCCGGUACCACCCCUACGGCAAGAGCCACCUGUCCACGGCCGGGGGCCUGGCCGUGCCGUCCCUCCCCGCAGCAGCCGGACCCUACUACUCACCGUACGCGCUGUACGGACAGAGACUCGCCUCGGCCUCGGCGCUCGGAUACCAGUAACCACCGGGGGGCCCCGCCCCGCCCCGCCGGCCUCCCCCCCCCCCCCCCCCGCCCCCGCCCCGCGGCCGCCGCCACCUCCGCCAGCCCCCGCCGGGAGCCCAGCCCGCCCGCCCGACCCCCCCCCUCCCCGCCAGACUGUGUAUUUAUUUACCGUCGUGUUUGCUCACAAGCUGGGGGUGGGUGUCGGCGAACCCGCAGCCCACGGGAGUCAAUGGUAUCCAAAAAAAAAAAAAAACACGUCCACGUCUCUCCCAAAUAAUAAUAUUAACCGCAUCGACGACUACCUGACCGCCCCCACCGCCGUCCCUUUUGCUUUUCUUAGGUAUCAGUUUUAAAUUUGUGUUCCUUUGGGGCUUUUUUGUUGCUGUUGCUGUUGUUUGUGUUUGGUUCUUGGGU